CUGCUUCGGACAGUUGUGAGAGAGAGGGGAAGGGAUCGAGAGCGCGGCGGAGGCGAUGGCGAGCGGAGGGAAGGGACUCAACGCGACUGGGGAGUUCUUCCGGCGGAGGGACGAGUGGAGGAGGCACCCUAUGGCGGGGAACCAGCUGCGCCACGCCACACCCGGGCUCGGCAUCGCCAUCGUCGCCUUCGGGAUCUACCUCGUCGGCGAGGCCGCCUACAACCGCCUCUACCGCCCCUCCGGCGACAACCACCACUAGAUCGCCGGCAGGAUCCGUGACUCGGUCAAGAAGCUGGAGCCAACUUUACCAAGCACUGGUGCUGUUGAUGUUUUUACAGUUUUGAGCUCAUAAGGUCAGCCAUGACCAUAUUGUAAUCUGUGACCAGGUAGACUUGCCCACUGGUCCGUCCAACUAUUGUCUUGGGACCCUGUGUUAAUCCUUGCUAUAUGGAUCUGACAGUGCUCAUGUAAUUCAAGAAUCCUGGACUAUCUUUUAUGUGCUUAUUUGAGUUUG
Messenger RNA from Zea mays, 514 nucleotides. RefSeq lists its product as uncharacterized. The transcript has 2 exons. NCBI's taxonomy places the organism in Eukaryota, Viridiplantae, Streptophyta, Magnoliopsida, Poales, Poaceae. Gene Ontology annotation, cellular component: respiratory chain complex I; mitochondrion. The coding region runs from base 56 to 259 and encodes 67 amino acids. The record is from RefSeq and is marked provisional. Gene Ontology annotation, biological process: mitochondrial respiratory chain complex I assembly; electron transport chain.